UGUCAACACAUGUGCGUCCGCGUCAGCCAUGCGUUUUUAAGAAAGAACGUUUAUUUGUUGUAGUUUGCGUUUGUUUUAAAGCAUAAAAAUGCCAAAAGACAUUUCGUCUUCAUCGAGCGAAGAUGAGGGAGACAGUCCUGCACCGGAAACACCGGCAAAGCAGAAACAAACCGUGAAGAAGAGCACCAAGUACCAGUGUCCUGCUGACUUUGUGUCGUUCUGCCAUGAGCCCUGCAGCAGCACUCUGACUGACAGUCUGAAGAGCAGCAAGAAUGAGCUGUGGCUCAUUAAAGCUCCUGCCUCCUUCAGCCCAGAGUGUUUCAGUGGCAUCAAGGUGCCUCUCUCCGGCCUCCAGACCCUGAAGGUUCCUGCUGCAGACGGAGCGAAGACAGCGAGCGGGCAGCAGAUCUACAGCGUCCUGGCCUCCACCCACGGCACCUCGGAGCUCCACCUGCUCACCAGCGAUAAGCGGUCGUCAGACAGCAUGAGGUUGGCUCCGGCUUUCUCCGGCCUGCUGAACGUGUGUGAGAGUUACGGGGACAGCAGCACCAACCAGAGCCCUCAGGUGAUCCCCGCCGCCCCAGCUCCCUCCAUCCCACCAGGGCUCAAACAGAGAUUCCACCCGUUUGGCAGUAAAACCCCGACGCUGACCGUAGAGGACGAGGCGGACGGAGCCGCCUUCAGGCCUUCAACUCUGAAAAGACCCGUCGAUGAGAAAGAAGAAGAGGAGGACGAAGAGGAAGGGAGGAAAAAGAAGAAGAAGAAAAAGAAAGAAAAGCGGAUAAAGAUGGAGCUGGAGGAGGAAGCGGUGAAAGUGAAAGAGGAACCUGCAGCGGAAGCUGAGGAAGAAGCGCCACCCGUGCAGGAGGGCGAAUAUUCAGAGGAGAAGAGGAAGAAGAAGAAGAAAAAGAAGGACAAGGAGCGAGAGAAGGUGGAGGAGGCAGAGGUGACAGUGAAAUGUGAACCAGUGGACACUUCAUAUGAUGACGCAGCGGCGGAAGGUUCAGGAAAGAAGAAAAAGAAGGACAAGCAGCGAGAGGAGGUGGAGGUGAAACAUGAACCAGCGGACAGUUCGUACGAUGAUGCAGCAGCAGAAGGUUCAGGGAAGAAGAAGAAAAAGAAGAAGAAAAGCAAAUCUGGCGACGACUAGUGUGAUGUCACUUUGCCUGUUUGAUGUUUGCUUCUAUUUUCUGUUUAUUCCUGACCUCAUGAGUCUGUGUGGGAGACGCUUUACAACUAAUUUACUCCAAGUCGUUGAUGGAUUGCAUAAUGCAAGACUUUGGCAGGACGUGGUGUUCAGAAAGAAAAACAAAACACAUCAUGAAUCAAUUGAACGGUGAGAUGAAUUAUAAAGUGGAUUCAUUCCAGCAUCCUUUAGGCCAAUGUUCCUUUAAUUCUCAGCUCAGAAAGUGAUAAUUUUCCACAUGAAGGUUUCAGCCGCAGGCAUCAGCGACUACAUGAGUAAUAAGAGCAUCCUGAGUUUCUGCGUGUUUCUGCCAGUGUCUGUCAAGUUUUUAUCGGCUUGUACUCGACACCAUGUUUGUGUUUAUUUACACGACCAACGUCGAUGGCUUGGCAGCAGGUUCAGAAAACCAGAGUCGAUAUAAAAGAUGGAAUAAUGAGCCGGUGUCACAAGAGAUUUGUCAUCACUUGUUUUCUAAAUGGUCUGUAGUGGAGAUGGUAUUUGUGUGCAUAUAAAACACAUGUUGCAGAAUAAACUCUGAAAGUGAUUAAAGGACGUGAAAUGAAAAAAACGUGGUGUGUUUGUCCUGCAGUUGGGCCUUUUUGCAAAAGUCUACAGCAACAUUUUCCUCUCAUGUCUCAUCACAAGCUGUGAUUUCAUCCAGAAGGAAUGAAACUUGAUUUUGUGUCGUUACUCCGACUGCGGCUUGUAUAUUGUGGAACAACGAGAAAGUGUGUUGGUUUCUAAGGACUCCGUGAUGUCAGGCACAAGUGUGUAUCAGAUAAACUGACUUUUUCUGUGCACAAUAAUUUUCUGAAUGAACCGUGAAGUAGCAUAGUCUACAAUACAGUGUGUGUGUUUUUUUUUUCUGCUGCUGGCCUCAGUAAUGUAAAAUAAAAUUGUUCAGAUUUAUUUAUUGGCACAAACCUUUUAUUUUCCUCUGAUGCAGUAAAGUUUCCUUUCCAAACUCAGCUGUAGGGAAUUAUCUUUGGUGCGUAUGAACUAAAACUAAGCAGGAAACUCUUUUUAGCCUUCAUUUCUUGCUGUGUUGUAACUGAUUCUUUUCUUUUGUCCUCUAGUCCUUAUGUUUUAUUGCAUUUUAUUGCAUUUCAUUUUAGUUGUGCAGCCAUUAGGAUCAACUCUUGUUUAGACUUUAACACCACGGCAAACUCUUAAUCAAUGUAGAAAACUUACUAUGAAGCCAACACUCAUUCACAUUAUUUUUACCCUUUAUGCAUUUUUUUUUAGCAGAUGGAGAGCUCAGAUUUGGAGCUUUGAGUGACUGUUGGAUGCUUUACAAUGUGUUCAGACUGAGUUAUUUUUGCAUUAGCUAGCAUGAAAAGUACAUAGUUGUGAUCAGAUGUGUUCAGUACAUCCGUUUUGUGUUGCCUCUGAUCUAAACAUUAAAUCGUGUGGAUGUUAACUACA
Amphiprion ocellaris (clown anemonefish) is the source of this 2611-nucleotide messenger RNA. It is a transcript of the gene polr1g, whose product is annotated as RNA polymerase I subunit G. The transcript is spliced from 4 exons. The record is from RefSeq and is a predicted model, not a curated record. Gene Ontology annotation, biological process: transcription by RNA polymerase I. Lineage: Eukaryota; Metazoa; Chordata; Actinopteri; Pomacentridae. Bases 89 to 1150 code for a protein of 353 amino acids.